GUCAAUUCAUCGAUAAUCUAGGAAAGGAUAAUGUCACAAGAUCCACUAGCUGAUUCAUUCAACAGUGCGUUCAAGCCACAACAAGUUAAGAAAUCUACAGUAGUUGAAUCAAACCCAAGUUUAGAAACUUCAAAUAAUUUCGAAGCUUUAAAGGAAGAAAUACCAAAAUCAGCUGAGGAAGUUGAACAAUCGAAAGCAACAGCUGAUGAGCUCGAGAAGAGAAAAGCAGAGGCAUUAGAGAGAGUUGAAGAGACUAGACAGCUUGAUAUGAAGCAUCAUAGAGAGAGGGAUGAGCAAACCGAUGCACGUAUCAAGGAUGAGGAUUUACCUGAAAUGUUAAAGUCAUCAGUUGAGGAUACUCUAUUAUAUCACGAGAAUUACGCGAAAGAACGGGAAACAAACAGCAGAAAAGAGCAACAAUUAAUCGCUAAGCAAGUUGCAGACGCUGAAAAGAAGAGAAAGCAUGAAGCACCAAUAUUCUCAUCAAUUGACGUUGAAACUAAACGCUUCAAGAGUGAAUCAGGUGAAGAAGUUGAAUCUUCCGCUGUUUUAGUAGAAAAAGACACAUCAAACUCAGAAUUUGAGUUGGUGCAAUCUGACUGGAUUGAAGAUAAAAAGCAAGUCAACAAAUUCCAAGAUAACGCGAACGAUUCACCUACAUUGGCACUCUUUAAGAGAACUUCCGUUAGAGCUGUAUUGGCAGCUGUAGCAGUUAACCUUCUCAUUCCAUUCGUUAAUGGUAUCGCACUCGGAUUUGGUGAAAUUUUCGGUAGAGAAGUCCUAGUAGGAUACUUUGGUUUCGGUAGAAGAUGGUGGACUCGUCUUGAUAGCAGAUCUUCUUUGGGUUCUGCAGGUGCAGGAUUACGAUAGAUCUGGGUAUAUAUAAGCUAUAUUAUAGCAUAUUAUAAGGUAUUUUAUAAGUACAAUAUGCAUAUCUCUUUAUUAAAAGCUUUCUUUUUUGUCUACAUUAUUUAUAUGUCCAUCAUAAC
Wallemia mellicola CBS 633.66 is the source of this 989-nucleotide messenger RNA. RefSeq lists its product as hypothetical. The transcript is spliced from 2 exons. Gene Ontology annotation, biological process: mitochondrial outer membrane translocase complex assembly; protein insertion into mitochondrial outer membrane. Gene Ontology annotation, cellular component: mitochondrial outer membrane. The record is from RefSeq and is a predicted model, not a curated record. Bases 31 to 870 code for a protein of 279 amino acids. NCBI's taxonomy places the organism in Eukaryota, Fungi, Basidiomycota, Wallemiomycetes, Wallemiales, Wallemiaceae.